UUGAUAAGUGAUUUGCCGUACGGCGUUGCAAACAGACCGUGGUGCUCGAAAUCUCGAAUCUUCGAACUCAAAUCUAAUACUCCGAUCACAGAAGACAUCAUGGAUGGAAUACUCAGAAAUUUUUCUAAAUUGCUUUUGGUGCAGAGCCCAAUUCAGCAGUUCAACAGGACUUUAAUUAUACUUAAACGACGCCAUCCAGUUCAGUUACAAAAAAAGAACUCCAAACAUAAAGCUAUUUUGAAAGGAAGACAUUUUAUUUAUGAUAUUGAGGAGAGUCCAGAAAGAAUGAAACAAGAAAAGAUAGACGUAAUAUUAACUCAAUAUGUCGAAGGCUUAGGGCAUCAAGGUGAACUGGUAUCUGUUCGACCAACAUAUGCAUAUGAUCAAUUGCUCCUGCCUAAAUUAGCUAUUUAUGCUUCCCCUGAUAAUUUGGAACGUAUGAAAAACAAUUUAUAUCAAACCAAAGACGAAGAGAAACCUAGCUCUAUUCACGCUCUUCAAACAAUGAAGUAUUUAAAAAAAAUGGUUGUUAGUGUAAGCAUGAAUAAAGACGAGCCUUGGACAAUUGAACCUUGGCACAUAAGAGUAUCACUACGCAAAAUGAAUGUACAUGUAUUAAGUGACGAUUCAAUAGAAUUGCCGGAACAGUCGAUUUGUGGACCUGAUCUUACUUUAGAAGGAAAAUCCUUUGUUGUAUAUAUUACUAUAAAUAAGAAAGAAAAAAUACCAGUGGAAUGUAAUCUUCAUCAUUGGAGUACAAAACUUGCCGAUCGAUUACCUCGAACAAAAUUCUUUACUAGAACUCCAGUACCUAUUCUUCCUGAACAGGCUGAACUUUUAAUGUCAAUGAGAGAAAAUUCAAAUAAAAAUUAAAUCUAUAGUUUCUUUUUCUAGUAGUAUCUAAUUUGUUUAAUUUUAAAUAAAUAAUGAUUUUAAAAUUAA
Molecule: messenger RNA, 942 nt
Organism: Rhopalosiphum maidis (corn leaf aphid)
Lineage: Eukaryota; Metazoa; Arthropoda; Insecta; Hemiptera; Aphididae
Gene: mRpL9
Product: 39S ribosomal protein L9, mitochondrial
Exons: 6
Coding region: 100-873 (257 amino acids)
Biological process (GO): translation
Cellular component (GO): mitochondrion; ribosome
Molecular function (GO): structural constituent of ribosome
Source: RefSeq, a predicted model, not a curated record